Messenger RNA from Schistosoma intercalatum, 537 nucleotides. The record is from the annotation of a GenBank genome assembly. NCBI's taxonomy places the organism in Eukaryota, Metazoa, Platyhelminthes, Trematoda, Strigeidida, Schistosomatidae.
AUGCUACUAUACACUGAAGCUGCGUUUCAGUCUACUACAAAAGUUGCCAAAUGGGUGUACUGUGAUAAUCAUGUAAAACAAAACACUAUACUUUCUGGUCUUAUGGACGAUUCAUUGUUUCAAUCAUUAAUCACGUUAAUGAAUAAUACAAAAAUACAAUCUAACUUAUCACAAAAUCAAGGGUUUGUUAACUACAUACCAUUACAUAAAAAUAACCAAAAAAUUACAAAUAGAUUAAAGAAUAUGAAUUGCAUAAAGUUCUAUCUAACAUCAUUUGUAAUUAUUGUAAUUUCUAUUGUAUUGAUCAAUUGUAAUCGAAUGAUACAUGAAUAUGAUGAACGUCUAAUGGAUUCAACUAAUUCAGAUUACAUGACAGACAUUCCCAGUGGAGAAUUAUGGUUUAAACGCGUACAUGAACAUAGAUUUAAUAAAAAGAAUAGAUUACCAAUAUCAGUAAAACGUCCACAGAAAUCAGCCAAUUAUUAUUAUGAUCUUUAUCGACAAUCAAUGUUACCGACAAAUGAAUUUCUUGGUUAA